AUGUUGCCAGCAACACUCACAAUCAAAGCCAAGCGUCGCAGCAGCAGCAGCAACAACAAUAUUAACAUUAAUAGCAGCAGCAACAACAGCAGCAACAACAGCAGUAACAACAGCAGCACCAGUAGCAGCAACAAUAGCAGCAUUAAUAACUGCAGCAACAUUAACAGCAGCAGCAACAACAGUAGCAACUUUAACAGCAGUAGCAACAACACUGUCAGUAAUAAAAUGUCGCGCAUUAAAAGCGUUGCCACCUCGGUAAUUGUAUCGCCAACGGCUGCCGCCGCCGCCAACAAUGUUGCCACCACGCCCACCGAUGAUGUUGCUGACGCUGCCAAUGGGCUGUUAACAUGGAGUCGACGCGCUGCCGCCGCCAGCCAGCAACAACAGUUGCAGCAGCCAAUGUUGCUGCAAGUUUAA
Drosophila grimshawi is the source of this 417-nucleotide messenger RNA. RefSeq lists its product as uncharacterized. The record is from RefSeq and is a predicted model, not a curated record. The coding region runs from base 1 to 417 and encodes 138 amino acids. The transcript has a single exon. Lineage: Eukaryota; Metazoa; Arthropoda; Insecta; Diptera; Drosophilidae.